AUGGCGGGGACCCCUGGAACCCGCCUAGGGAUCCCGUUUACCGCCGCACUCCUCCGCGCCGCCAGCCCCGGGCCCCCAGGGGACGAGCUGUAUGCGGCGCUGGAGGACUAUCACCCCGCCGAGCUGUAUCGCGCGCUCGCCGUGUCCGGGGGCACCCUGCCCCGCCGAAAGGGCUCAGGAUUCCGCUGGAAGAAUCUCAACCAGAGUCCUGAUCAGCAGCGGAAAGUGCUGACUUUGAAGAAGGAGGAAAACCAGACCUUCGGCUUUGAAAUCCAGACUUAUGGCCUUCACCACCGCGAGGAGCAGCGUGUGGAGAUGGUGACUUUUGUCUGCCGGGUUCAUGAGUCAAGCCCCGCCCAGCUGGCAGGGCUCACGCCAGGGGACACCAUCGCUAGUGUCAACGGCCUGAAUGUGGAAGGUAUCCGGCAUCGAGAGAUUGUUGACAUCAUUAAGGCAUCUGGCAACGUUCUCAGGCUGGAAACUCUGUACGGAACAUCAAUUCGGAAGGCGGAGUUGGAGGCUCGUCUGCAGUACCUAAAGCAAACCCUGUAUGAGAAGUGGGGAGAAUACAGGUCCCUAAUGGUGCAGGAGCAGCGGCUGGUGCACGGCCUGGUGGUGAAGGACCCCAGCAUCUACGACACGUUGGAGUCGGUGCGCUCCUGCCUGUACGGCGCCGGCCUGCUGCCCGAUCCUGGAUUGGGGAAUGGGGAUGCUCCCUGGAAGAAGGAGUGUGAGGACAGGGUCAAGAUGGGAAAGAACUAUUUAGAGGAGCUGAAUCUUUAA
This is a messenger RNA of Miniopterus natalensis, 783 nucleotides long. RefSeq names its product trafficking regulator and scaffold protein tamalin (gene TAMALIN). Gene Ontology annotation, cellular component: plasma membrane. Gene Ontology annotation, molecular function: protein binding. Lineage: Eukaryota; Metazoa; Chordata; Mammalia; Chiroptera; Miniopteridae. The record is from RefSeq and is a predicted model, not a curated record. Gene Ontology annotation, biological process: signal transduction.